UUACUGAUUCCAGUGGUGUCCCCUUCUGGACCCUGGCGGUCGGCCCCUCAUCCCUCAAUCUAUUUGGGGUAGGGCUGAGACUACUAAGUCCAAGAUGAUCAGUCACCGUCCGCUCUCGGGUCCAAAAGGCACAUCCAAGGAAUCCCACUCUUCUGACACCAAAUUUUUGUGGCAAUAAAUCAACAGACUCUCACUGUAUAAGAGACAAACUCAUCCAAUUGUCUUUCGAAAGUUUUAUUUCUUGCAAGAAAGGUCAAACAGUCAACAGAAACACAAGUAGCUGCAGUGUGUACAAAGAACGAAAGCUUCCCCUUACUUUCAUAUCUCUAACCUCCAAGGCUGAAGCCUCUGUCCUUUUACCAUUUUAGGAACAUGUUUACCACUUCUGUGUUUUUCCCCUUGUCACCCAAAGAAUGCAUACUUAAGCACUUCUGAGAAAAACUAAAUCAUUUAACCAUAAGCAUAUAAUUAAAAUCAUAUGGAAAUUAAACCGAAGCUCAACAUUUCCCCCACAAAGUAACUAGUAACUACAAUUUUUUUCAUUGGAUACUUUUUACUCUUACUCAAAAAAAAAAAAAACCCAAGGUGGGGGGAUAUUAUCGAUAUUAUUGAUUUUUAUUUUUAUAGGAUAUCACGUUCAUGACCACAUUUGGCAAAAGCAGAACACUUUCAGAGCAGUUAGGUUCACUUGAAGUAACAACAACUAAUAUUCUCACGUUUAACUCCAGCAGACUGAAUGUCAUCUUACGGCAAUAUGAACAUUCCCUCCUUUACACAUGGGAUGGACAGAGAAGAUGAAGAAGAGAUGGAUAUCUAUGCUAAUGCUGAUCCUAUAAACAGUUUUGAUGUCAGGACAGAAACGGAAAAACUCCAAGAGACACCAAACUCCUCAACACACAGAAAUGGCUAGUGUGAAGAUCAGAAGCUCCAGAGCAGCUGCAGUGUGUUUGGUGCUGCUGUGUGUUCUUCUGCUGACUGCAGUCAUAGUGCUGGGUGUCCACAUCCAUACAAAGAGCACCAACUACACAGAAGAGGGAGCUCAGCUACUAACCAAGAUCACCAACAUCACAGAAGAGAGAGACCAGCUACUAACCAAGAUAACCAACAUCACAGAAGAGAGAGACCAGCUACUAACCAAGAUAACCAACAUCGCAGGAGAGAGAGACCAGCUACUAAUCAAUAUCACCAACCUCACAGAAGAGAGAGACCAGCUACUAACCAAGAUAACCAACAUCGCAGGAGAGAGAGACCAGCUACUAAUCAAGAUAACCAACAUCGCAGGAGAGAGAGACCAGCUACUAAUCAAUAUCACCAACCUCACAGAAGAGAGAGACCAGCUACUAACCAAUAUAACCAACAUCACAGAAGAGAGAGACCAGCUACUAACCAAGAUAACCAACAUCACAGAAGAGAGAGACCAGCUACUAACCAAGAUAACCAACAUCGCAGGAGAGAGAGACCAGCUACUAAUCAAUAUCACCAACCUCACAGAAGAGAGAGACCAGCUACUAACUAAGAGCAUCCAAUUGACUAAAGAGAGAGAUGUAUUGAUUCUACAAAGAGAACAGUCUAAAUGUCUUUGUGAAAAGGUUUGGAAGAUCAGUGUGAUGGAAAAUAGAGUGCUAAUAGUUGUACUGGUUGUGUUUACAGUUGGAUGGACGAGGUAUAAAUCCAGUUAUUAUUAUGUUUCCUCUGAGAAGAGGAGCUGGACUGAGAGCAGAAGAUAUUGUACAGACAGAGAAGCAGAUCUGAUCAUCAUAAACAACAAUGAAGAACAAGAUUUCAUUCAAAGAAUAUCUGGUGGUGCUGCAGUCUGGAUUGGUCUGACUGACAGUGAUGUGGAGGGCACAUGGAGAUGGGUUGAUGGUAGCAGACUGACCUCUGGGUGAGAAAUCACUGAAUAGAACUUAUUUUUAAAAAAAUGAUUCUCACAGAUAGUAUCAUACCACAGCACUACACAUCUAAUGCUGACAUAUUGAUGCAGGUUCUGGGAUCCUCGAGAGCCCAAUGGAGAUAGACGAGAAAACUGUGUUCUAAAUUAUUCACCAGGAUGGGCUGAUUACUCAUGCAGUGAUACUCAUUAUUGGAUCUGUAUGUGCAUUGUAAAAUAAGUUAUGAACUGCAGCUUUAUGUAAUAAAAAUAAAAGAGAAAUAGAAAGCAAGGAAUUAUUAAGAAAACAUGCACAGUGUGAAGCAAUUGCAGCCAGUAUUCUCUUUCUUUAGUAUUUGUAUUGUACUUUUAAAAAUUAAAUCAGAUCAACUUUUUUCCAUUGUUAUAUGAAAGCCACAAGAGUCUACCUAACGUUGUCUGUUUGGGCUAAUUGAGAAAAUGAUUAGCACCUGUUUGGUCCUUUAUAAAAAGGAAGCGUGCAAGAGUGUUGAAAUUGUUUGCUUCCAUUUAGCUUGUUUGGUUUUUGUUCGUGUUUACUUACUUUGCCUUUGUUACUUUGUAUUUGGUUCUGUCUAAUAUUUUAACAUCAUGUGUCAGACAGAGAUUGGGGUUAUUUUUGUAAGUAAUUUUCUGUUUUAUAAGAGUUUUUAUGA
Molecule: messenger RNA, 2544 nt
Organism: Megalobrama amblycephala (Wuchang bream)
Lineage: Eukaryota; Metazoa; Chordata; Actinopteri; Cypriniformes; Xenocyprididae
Product: CD209 antigen-like protein B
Exons: 4
Coding region: 846-1889 (347 amino acids)
Source: RefSeq, a predicted model, not a curated record